GCCGCGCGGAGCGGAAGUGGCGGGUAGGGAAGAUGGCGGCGCCGGGGGAGCAGGGCGGAGAGGCCGCGUUCGCCCGGCGCAUCGACCCUGCGCGGGAGCCGGGGCUCAGCCCCGAGCAGCGCCAGCUCAUGGCGCAGGUGGAGCGCGCCCAGCGCUAUCGAGCCCUGCAGCGGCGGCUCCGCAGCCGCAACACGCUGAUGGCGCUCGGUAUCGGCGCGGUGGUGUUUGGCAUCUACGGGUACACCUUCUACUCGGUGUCGCAGGAACGGUUCCUGGAUGAGCUGGAGCAGGAGGCGGCGGCGGCGCGGGCGCGGGCACAGGCGCGGGCCGAGAGCGCGGCGAGCUGAGCGGGGAGCGGCCCGGCCCGGCCCCGGUAAAGCCCACGAGCGAGCUGCAGCCCCCGCGGGGCGGGACGGGCCUCAAGCACUGGGGAAUCGCCCGGCCCUGAGCGCGGGGCAGCCGCCCUUGCGGGGCUCUGGGCCUGCUCAGUGCGGUCCCGGGGGAUGCACGGGGGGGCUCCCCUGCAGGCAGGGCUUCCUCCCCUGCAGGCAGCCACCUUUCUCCUGAAGAGCAGACAGGGAUUUGGCCAGGGACUUGCUCCUGGGAAGGGCAAGGGUGCCCAGGUGCCUGUCCCUUUCCAUAAUAAAUACCUUGUCUGGAGCCCCUUCCCUUUCCACAAUAAAUAUCUUGUCUGGA
Molecule: messenger RNA, 696 nt
Organism: Calidris pugnax (ruff)
Lineage: Eukaryota; Metazoa; Chordata; Aves; Charadriiformes; Scolopacidae
Product: cytochrome c oxidase assembly factor 3 homolog, mitochondrial
Exons: 2
Coding region: 33-347 (104 amino acids)
Biological process (GO): mitochondrial respiratory chain complex IV assembly
Cellular component (GO): mitochondrial inner membrane
Source: RefSeq, a predicted model, not a curated record